Molecule: messenger RNA, 2831 nt
Organism: Rhagoletis zephyria (snowberry fruit fly)
Lineage: Eukaryota; Metazoa; Arthropoda; Insecta; Diptera; Tephritidae
Gene: Rhp
Product: GTP-Rho-binding protein rhophilin
Biological process (GO): signal transduction; negative regulation of stress fiber assembly
Molecular function (GO): protein binding
Source: RefSeq, a predicted model, not a curated record
AUGACCGACAGUCUGUCCGUCCAAGAACCGUCGACGUUGGGUUCUUGGUCACUGCAAUCCAUUGUGUGCUGGUUGCAUAGUGAGUGCAAUGACAGCUCUGGCAGCGAUGAAGUGAGUGAAGUAAACUGGGGGGGUUGGAUUGUGUACGGUGUUGGUGAUGACACUGGUGGUCAUACGUUGACGUUGGCGGCACAAAGCGCUCGGGCGCUGCAACAACUGCAACAAUGUCUUGCAACAAUAACGAAUACGUUCUGGGGUUCCGAUCCGCGUGCGGCCACAUGUCGAGGCAAGUUGCAGAGUCGUCGUUGCAAAUUAAAUCAGGAAAUCAAUAAGGAGCUGCGACUGCGCGCUGGUGCUGAAAAUCUUUUCAAAGCCACAACAAAUCGCAAGUUGCGCGACACAGUCGCCUUAGAACUGAGUUUCGUCAAUUCGAAUUUGCAGUUACUGAAAGAGCAAUUGGCUGAAUUGAAUUCAUCCGUGGAAAUCUAUCAGAACGAUAGGAAGUCGAAUUGCGAAAAUGCUACAAUUUAUGCCUUUCAACAAUUCUAUCUCGGUUCCGAUCCGCGUGCGGCCACAUGUCGAGGCAAGUUGCAGAGUCGUCGCUGCAAAUUAAAUCAGGAAAUCAAUAAGGAGCUGCGACUGCGCGCUGGUGCUGAAAACCUUUUCAAAGCCACAACAAAUCGCAAGCUGCGCGACACAGUCGCAUUAGAACUGAGUUUCGUCAAUUCGAAUUUGCAGUUACUUAAGGAGCAAUUGGCUGAAUUAAAUUCAUCCGUGGAAAUCUAUCAGAACGAUAGUCAUGAAAGUGUUAUGCCAAUGAUACCACUUGGCUUGAAGGAAACGAAGGAAAUCAGUUUGAUGGAACCAUUUUCAGAUUUAAUACUGGAACAUUAUAGCGAAGAGCCGUCCUUGUAUUUGGACGCAAUCGCCGAUAUAACAGACACCAGACAGGCAUCCAGAACCCCAUCGCGCGAUGCACAAGGCGUAGCCUUACUUUUCCGAUACUAUAAUUUGUUGUAUUAUGUGGAGCGGAGAUUCUUUCCGCCAGAUCGAAACUUGGGCGUUUACUUCGAGUGGUACGAUUCACUAACUGGCGUACCCUCCUGUCAGCGUACGAUUGCUUUCGAGAAGGCCUGCACCCUCUUCAAUUUGGGCGCCAUCUACACACAAAUCGGUGCACGCCACGAUCGCACCACCGAAAAGGGUUUGGAUGCAGCAGUGGAUAGUUUUCUGCGUGCCGCCGGCAUUUUUCGACACAUCUACGACACAUUCACCAACGCCCCCUCCAUGGAUCUGAAGCCACAGGUGCUAGAUGUACUGGUCUCGUUAAUGUUGUCACAAGCGCGUGAAUGUCUCUUCGAGAAGUUGCAGCUGCAAAUUGAGGCGCUUGGCCUCACCGAAUCCAGUCAUCUUUUCAAAGACUUGGCGGGCGAAGCAGCACAACUAACGCUCGAAUACAAUGAAAUGCACAAAAAUAUACAAAUGAAUGACACGCACACAUACUUGCCGGAGUGUUGGGCCGGGCUGGUGCCGCUCAAAGCUGAAUUCUAUAAAGCACUUGCCCACCACUACGAAGCAUGCAGUCUUGACAUCACCGCCGACAAAACAUCGCUCAGCACAAAGAAGACGCAAGCCGCCUCACAUGGCGGUACCGCCAACGAGUCAUUUAUUGGUAAUGCGCGGGAGGCAUUACGCGCUGCUGCCGCUGCCAUUGAGGAGAGUGAGGAAGAUGCAGCCAGUGCGACAGCACUGAAACGCGCCCAUCUGAAGGAAGCGCUCGCUAGUCAUGAAGAAACGCAACGCCUGCAGCGCAUGUGCCGAUUUUUGAAGAACAAACUAAGUCUGACGCAGGUCUUAAAGGAGGCCCACUAUAAAACGCAAGACGAGUACGAGAAAUUUCUUGAAGAAACGCCAGCAAACGAUAUCCAGGAUGAUUUUCAUGUGAUAGAUGUUAUCACAGAGGCCUGUUCAAAGUUCACACUUUCGCUAACUGGCCCCGAUUUUACGUCGCACAAAGUAGAGGAUCCCUUCAAACGCCUUGGACCCAUUGCGAUUUUUUCAGCGCGUCGUCACUGGACCGCGCCACGCUGUGUACGCCUGCAAAAAGGUUCGUCCAUAUAUCAUGAGAAUGCAUCCACACAUUAUCGUUGCCACUGUCCGACACCAAACGAAGGUCAUGAAGUUGGCUGCAGUCAAUAUAAAGAGGAAUUAGAAAGUUUCGGGUUUCAUGUGCGAGGCGAUGCACCGGUAAUUAUCGCGCAUGUGGAAAUCAAUUCCCUGGCUGAUCUGGGCGGCAUUAAAGAGGGCGAUUUCAUUGUGGAAAUUGCUGGCAUGGACGUGAAAUGGUAUUCACAUCAGCAGGUCGUCCGUCUAAUACAAUCCUGUGGCAGCACAUUAGAAUUGAAAGUCAUUACGCCUAUGGAUAGGAAUUACCUGAAGCCCCUAUCGUCUAAAGGCUCUAUUUCCACGCUAUCUGCGGCCAGUUCGUCCGGCGUCUCGUCAGGUUCAUCCAGCCCUACUGGCACAACAACAAAACCAAAACCACGCUUCAAAACUACAUCACCAAAAAGUCGUCUUGGUAGUCUAUCAUCGAGCUCUUGGAAUCCCUUUCGACGUACGCCAAGUCUGGCGAAAAUAUUCUAAAACACAUUCGCGAACAGUGCAGUGCAACAAAAUAGAACAACAGUAAAAUACAAAAUACAAAAAUUCCAUUGGUGGCCAUUUUGUGUGUUUGGCGAAAUAACCAGCCGCAUGCACUUUCAAUUUUUCAAUUACUUAAUAUAAAUAUUUAUGUAUAUAAUUAGAGUAUAUACAAUGUAUGUAUGUAAUUU